Rhizophagus irregularis DAOM 181602=DAOM 197198 is the source of this 4849-nucleotide messenger RNA. RefSeq lists its product as uncharacterized. NCBI's taxonomy places the organism in Eukaryota, Fungi, Glomeromycota, Glomeromycetes, Glomerales, Glomeraceae. The record is from RefSeq and is a predicted model, not a curated record. Gene Ontology annotation, molecular function: protein binding.
AAAAAAAAAAACUUUCUACACUCUUUCUUUUCGUAUUCUUUCUUUUUUUAUAUAUAUAUGAAUAAAUGCAAUAAUUUAUAAAUAAUUAAGGUUUAAAAANUAAAAAAAAAAAAAAAAAAAUGAGUGUGUUAAGACGGAAACAAACAGGCACAUCGUAUCCUUGGUCACAAAAAAAAAUAUCAAUAUCUAAUCCGUUUCCCCGUUAUGGCCAUUCUGCUAGUCAGAGUGCUACCGAUAAUGAAUUCUUUUUAUUUGGCGGGAUUGUUAGAGGAAAACCUAGAAAUGAAGCUUUUGUCGUAGAAGUCAAUACUCUUAAUGUUCUUGCUUUUGUUACUUCUGGAGAUAUACCUUCAUCGAGAAGUGGUCAUACUCAUGUAAAUAUUGGGAAAAAUGUAAUUGUUUUUGGAGGAUUAAUCGAUGAAUCCACAAAUAACGCCGACGAAAAUUUGUAUAUACUUGAUACUGAAUCAAAAGUUUGGAAUAAACUUAGUGUUCAUGGAACACUUCCGUUAGCACGUCAUGGACAUUCCGUAUCUGUUGUUGGAACAAAAAUGUAUAUUUUUGGUGGUCAACAUGUAGGACGUUAUUUAAACGAUUUGGUUGCUUUUGAUAUAAAAACGCAUGCAUCUUGGGAUUUUAUUGUUCCAAAUAAUCAAUCCCCACCUUGUCGUUCUGGUCAUGUUUCUUUUGCACAUAAAGAAAAAAUUUAUAUAUUUGGUGGUAUUGAUGAGAAUAAAUGUUAUAAUGAUAUAUGGUGUUAUGAUAUUCGAGCGAAUAUAUGGACGGAAUUGACAUGUACAGGAUUUAUUCCAUCUGCGCGUUAUAAUCAUGGAUCCGCGUUAGUUGAUGACGUGAUAUACGUGUUUGGUGGUAGAACUCACGAUGAACAAGAAUUGGGCGAUUUGACUGCUUUUCGUAUAACUAAUAAGAGAUGGUACAUGUUUCAAAAAAUGGGACCUGCUCCAUCUUCAAGAUAUAGGCAUACAAUGACUACUGCACAAAAUAAAAUAUAUGUAUUCGGUGGGGAAUCUGGAAACUCACCUAAACCUGAUGAAGAAGCAAUAAUACAUAUACUAGAUACAUCAAAAAUAAAAUAUCCAUCAUUAACAUCACUACCUGAAAGUCCACAGCAAGGAUUACCGCCAAAUCCUAAAGAAUUUCCCAAAUCACCAAUAUCUUCACCAACCCCUCAAUCUUCUAUUGAUAGUGAUGGAGGUCCACGAUACGUAACUCCAACACCAAGACAAAGUUCAAUGCCAAAAGAUGAACAAAUUUCACCUUACGAAAUACGUACCAUACAAUCACAAAAUUCAACAUCCCCUCGUUCUUUAGUUUCUCUGAUAACACCGCCACCAGAAAAUGUGGAAGGAGGAGGAAUUUAUUCUUCAGCACAACAACAAAUUCAGUCUAGGAUGAGCCCACAGGGAUAUUCAAGAAGUCCUAAUUAUUCACCGUUUCGUCAAACAACAACAAAUGGUAGUAUAUCAUCUCCAAAAGGAUAUGACAUGAAUUCGAUUAUAAUGUCAGAUUCGAAAGGAAAUCCUCCCGAACAAAUCACUUAUAUGGAACGUUCCGUUUCACCUCAGCAACGUCCCAUCUCACCUCAACAACGUUCCGUCUCACCUCAACAACGUUCUGUAUCUCCUCAACAACGUUCUAUACCAUACGGUACAAAUUCUAGUAUUGAGAAUAUUCGAAAACAAACUCCUUCUCCAUUUAGUAAUAUUAGUGGUAUCUUAAGACCAUUAAUUCCAUCACAACGUAGUGCCGAGAACUUUCGUGAAAGCAAUAAUUCUAAUUCUCUACAAUCAAGAAGUGCUAAGAAACAAAGUAUAUUUGAAAAUCCACGUCAAGCUCCUCGACCUCCAAAUUCUUCUCCGUAUGGUACGACUAAUGUUAAAGGAUUAUCACCUACCCUUUCAUCACCAACCCUUUCAUCACCAAUGUCAAUAAAUACUAAUAAUAUAAUUCCACCAAGUCCUAUGACUUAUGAUUCCGCUUCAACAAUCGUGAAUAGUCCUGUUGAAUUACGAUCCCCAACUUCUGACAAAAUGGAAACUUCUUCUACACGUACAAUUAAUGUCGAAUGUGAUGAACGUGAUCAAAUUAUAGCUUCUUACAAGAAACGUGAAAUGUGGUUUAGAGCAGAAUUGGCUUUAGCUAGAAAAUCUGGAUAUACUCUAGAUGUUGAAUGUGAAGAUUCUUUACCUGAAGGUAUUGAUAUUGAUAAUUUAUUGGAUAUGGGAGGAUCAAAUUCUGAAAAAUCUAAGGUUAUAGAAACAAUUGCAAAACUUAAACAAGAAAUAAAGAAAACAAAAGCUUCUGUAGCAAGUCAAUCUCAAAUUGCUUCACAAAAGAUUACAGAUUCUGAAAGAGCUCGUACAGCUGCAUUACAAGAAGCGGUAUAUCUUAAAGCAAAAUUGGUAGCUAUAACGAAUGCAUCAGAAUCUGAAUUAGCAAGUCUUGAAGUAGAACGUGCUAACGAUCUCGAAAAACGUUUAACACAAGCAUUGAUUGAAAAAGAAGAUAUGCAAAAUAGGUUUAUACAAGCUCAACAAAAUUUAGAUUAUGAAAAAACUUCUAGAGAAUCGGCUGAAGAACGAGCAAAUAGUUCUACAACACGUUCGGAAGAAGCUGAAAAUGCUCACGCACGUGUUUUAGCAGAUCUUGCAACUUUACAUUCUCGUGCCACUUCAGCUGAAUCUUCAUUAAGAGAAACAAAAGCUAAAUUAACGGAGGCAACAGCUGAAUUAGCACAAUAUCGUUCUGAAAAUGAUGGUAGUCAUUUACAUUUAAGUCAACUUCAACAAUCUGUAGAACAACAUAAAAGAGCACUUGAAAAAGCAAAUUUUGCAUUAACAGCAGCUAAUGAAAGAACAAAUGAAAUUGAAAGUUUAUGGAAACAAUCAAAACAAGACAUUAUUAAUUUAGAAAAAGAAUCUGCAGGUUUGCGUGCCGAACUUGACGUUAAAAUGAGAGAUUUAGAACGUUCAAAAUCAAGAACAAAUGAUAUGGAAAGAUUAUUAGAAAAGGCUCAAAAAGAAAGUGAAGCGAUGAGAAUAAUGAUGCAAGAAGGAAUGACUAAAUUAUUAAAUAAUCCUCCAAGUCCAAAAUCUCCUAAUUCUGAUACAAAUGAUACUUUAGAUGCUAAUGAUAAACUUAAACUUAAAGAACAAGAACUUUCUGAACUUAAAUUGAUUAACGUUGAAGCACAAAAAACCGCAAAUGAAGCUACUAAUAAUUUAUCAGGAGCUAUGGUUAAAAUGCUUAAAUUAGAAUCUUCUAUUAUGAAAGCUCGUUCUGAAUCUUCUUCAUUACAACGUAAAUUGGCUGAAAGUAAUGAUGAAAUUAUAAGAACAAAAGGACGUUUAAGGGAGAAGGAACGAAUCUUGGAAGAAAAAUCUCGCUCUCUUGAAGAUGCUGAAGUUAAAAUUGGAAUGAUGCGUGAUGUUAUGACUGAGAGGGGAAUAUUUGAAGAAGGUGGUAACUUUACAGGAGCAUCAAUGUCUUCACGAUUUAAAGAGAUGGAAUCACGUUGUGAAGAAUUAGAAAACAUGCAUGCUAAAACUCAAGCAGAACUUAAAGCUUCAAUUAAAAAAUAUAAAGACGCAUUACGAAAAGCCGAUGAUGCGGAAAAUAAAUCAAAGGUCCUUGAGGAAGAAUUAGAACGUGCAAGUAAUGGAGGAUCAUUAAGUUUAUCACCAGAUAUUUCAAGUAAUCAAGCAUUAGAAGAUGAAUUAAAAAUUUCCGAAACAAAAUUGAGUGACACUCAACGACGACUUAAUGAUACCAAACAAGAAUUAAGUAAAAUGAAAGCGGAUUAUAAAACCGCUACAACUUAUGUUAAAAAUACGGAAAAAAUGUUAAGGAGAGUGAAAGAUGAAUUAACAAAGAGUAAUGCAGAAAAUGCCAAAUAUAAACAACAAUUAUCAACAAUUAAAAAACAAAAUGAAGAAUUGGAGGAUAAAAUUUCAGAACUUGAAAAUCAAGUUUCAUUACAAAAAGGUUUCCGUGCUUCAAGACAAGAUUUUGCAAAUGUUAAACAAAUCAUUACACAACGUGAAGAAUUUUUAAAGGAAAAGGAAGAGAUGGAAAAGAAAAUGACAGAAUUUAUUGAACAUGCCCGUGAAGAAAAACUUAUGGCUAAUCAAUCUUAUGAAGCCUUGAGAAGAGAAUAUGAUAAUUUACGUAAGGAAUAUAAAACAUUACGUCAAACUACUGAUUCUAUUCAAGAACAAUUUGCCAAAGCAGAAAAAGAAGUUACAAAUUUACAAGGUGAAUUAGAAGAAACUCUAUCAUUAAAUGAACUUUUAAAUCAACAACUCGAUGAAGCAUUAAAAAAUAAUGGUAACUUGAGAGAAUUAAAUGAAAGACGAAUUUCAAAUAUAAACCGAGAAAGAUGGAAAGAACAAAGAGUAUUAUUGGAAAUACAGAAUAAACAACUUAAAGAUGAAAAUGAAGAAUUAGAUAGGAAAUUACGCGAAUCAGAAAACAAAAUAACAUUGUUGUUAGAUCAGAUGGAAACAGCAGUUGAUAGUUAUCAUGGAAUUGAAGAUGAAAUAAGAGAAAGAAGCCCAAGAAAUUCAAAAAUAAUAAGUAACUUGACAAAUGAAUUGGAUAUUCUUAAAUCACAAUUUGAAAUGCCAAAUAGUAUGACAGAUGAUACGAACGACAGGUGGAGUAAAGUGACAACGAAUGAUUUAGCUAGGGCUUCAUCAAGGUUAGAAGAAUAUGAUGAAAUAAUGGCAACUUUGGAUGCAGUACAAAAAGCUUCAGCUGAAAGAAGUAGAAUGAAUGUAAAUGUAGUUUAAUUAUCAUAAUUUCUAAUUUUUUUAUUUUUUUUUUGGUU